Messenger RNA from Tuber aestivum (summer truffle), 2120 nucleotides. The record is from the annotation of a GenBank genome assembly. Lineage: Eukaryota; Fungi; Ascomycota; Pezizomycetes; Pezizales; Tuberaceae.
CACCAUUCCUCGCGGGCAAGGUUCCAAGCCCUUCUACCCAGUUACAAAAGGAACAACAUUUCCCCCACCAACAUUUGUUUCCUCCCUCACCAUCUUAAUAUCUCUCUCCACCGCUCCCUCUCUCCCUCUCCCUACCCGGCGAACAUCCUUGGUCUUUACAUUUUUCUCCCACCACCAGUUAAACUUAAGUCGGACUUAUCCCCAGUAAGAUUUGCUCUUCUCUGUUACUACAUUUCUUUCCUUUCUUUUUCCUUCUUCCUCUUUUUUUUUUUACUCUGUGUACAUGUGCUUCUCGGGCGGAUAUUAUUCGUAUCCUCCCUCCAACGGGGACCGAAAAGCAUCCGAGAAUUCGUGAGCAGGAAAGUCCACAAGUGCUUGUGCUAACAUUGCUGUUCGACAAUUUCUAUUAUAUUAUAUUCAGUUCUAGUUCUAUAUCGAACAGUCAGUCAGUCAAAAUGGGCGCCCUCGAUGUCCUUUCCAGAAAGUCCGGCGUUAUCGUCGGCAACGACGUUUUGAAUGUGAGCCCCGAACCCCGCGCUCUGCCGCAUCAAUAUUUUUCCGUUUCCGAAGAAUGGUGGUUCGGCCUCAGCGAUUAAUCGUUACAAAAUCCUGACGCUUUUUCCCCCCAAACAAACAGCUUUUUAAAUACGCCAAGGAACAAAAGUUUGCUAUUCCUGCUAUUGUAAGUUCUACGGAUUCAUUACGCAUUCUUGACAAUUGUCCAACUAAUAGCAUUGCAGAAUGUUACUUCUUCCUCAACGGUUGUUGCUGCUCUCGAAGCAGCUAGGGACGCAAAGUCUCCUUUGAUUUUGCAAAUGUCCCAGGGAGGUGCUGCCUAUUUCGCUGGAAAGGUAUUUUCUUCCUAUAAUUCUCCUCGCUCCCUACUAAUGGCUCGGAUGUAAAGGGUGUCUCGAAUACCGACCAGUUCGCAUCCAUCACUGGCGCAAUUUCUGGCGCCAAUUAUAUCCGUUCGAUUGCCCCUGCCUACGGUAUUCCGGUCGUCCUUCACACCGACCACUGCGCCAAGAAGCUCUUGCCCUGGCUAGAUGGAAUGCUCGAUUAUGAUGAGAAGUACUUUGCUGAGCACGGAGAGCCUCUCUUCUCCUCCCACAUGAUUGACUUGUCUGAGGAGGACAAGGAAUCGAACAUUGCUACUACCAAGAAGUACCUGCAGCGUGCUGCUCCCAUGAAGCAGUGGCUCGAGAUGGUAUACUCCUCAACGCAAUUAGGGCCCUGUUAAAGUGCUCACGCGUUUGUAGGAAAUUGGUAUCACCGGAGGUGAAGAGGACGGCGUUGACAAUACGGGUGUCGACAACAGCGCCCUCUACACCCAACCCGAAGAUAUCUAUGAGGUCUACGAAGCUCUUUCCUCCGUUUCUCCCUACUUUUCUAUCGCCGCGGCUUUCGGAAAUGUCCACGGUGUGUACAAGCCCGGAAACGUUAAAUUGCACCCUGAGCUCCUCGGAAAACAUCAAGCCUAUGCCAAAGAGAAGAUCAACUGCGAGGAGGACAAGCCCCUCUUCCUAGUCUUCCACGGAGGGUCUGGUAGCAGCAAGGAGGAGUUCACGACUGGCAUCUCACAUGGUGUCGUUAAGGUUAACUUGGACACUGAUCUCCAGUAAGCUUUUCCCCAGAUACCCCCUCCCCUCCCUCUUUCCAUUUAGUAGAUCUGUACUAAAAAUUACUAUCUAGAUAUGCCUAUCUAACCGGUAUUCGUGAUUUUGUUCUCAACAAGAAGGACUUUAUCAUGUCUCAGGUUGGAAACCCCGAGGGUGAAGACAAGCCAAACAAGAAGUACUUUGAGUAAGCCAUACAUUUCUCUCAUAAAAAGAGCACAGCUAAUCACACUUGGAUAGCCCCCGUGUCUGGGUCCGCGAGGGUGAAAAGACCAUGAGCGCCCGUGUCAAGGAAGCUCUCUCCGAUUUCAACACUGCCAACCAGUUGUAAGGAACAUGUCGGCAUUGAGGUCAUCCUCAGACCAGAAAUAGAUAAAAACGAAGCUAUGGCCCUCCUUGCAGUUGUUAGUUCCUUUUUCGCCAAAUAUUAGCAGAGGGUUUCUAUAGCGAUUAGGGGAUCAAUACAAUAUUGGGGUGACAAUAUCAAUUGUUCUAAUCUGGCGA